AUGCCGUGUAAGGGACAUGAGGAGGGUGUGGUAUCAGCACAGCGACAGGUCACCGUCCAGGAAGGACCCUUGUACCGCACAGAGGGCUCCCACAUCACCAUCUGGUGCAACGUGAGUGGCUACCAGGGUCCCUCUGAGCAGAACUUCCAGUGGUCCAUUUACCUGCCCUCUGCUCCCGAGCGUGAAGUACAGAUCAUUAGCACAGUGGACUCUUCCUUCCCUUACGCCAUCUACACCCAACGAGUCCGCAGUGGGAAGAUCUACGUGGAGAGAGUCCAGGGGAACUCGGCCUUACUUCACAUCACAGACCUGCAAGCCCGGGAUGCUGGGGAGUAUGAGUGUCACACCCCCAACACUGACGAGCGCUACUUUGGGAGUUACAGUGCCAAGAUGAACCUAGUGGUGAUCCCAGAUUCUCUGCAGACCACAGCUGUCCCCCAGACUCUGCACAAAGUGGAACAGGACCCUCUGGAGCUCAGCUGCGAAGUGGCCACUGAGACUGUCCAGCACACCCACCUCUCGGUAUCCUGGCUGCGACAGAGGGGUGGCGAGAACCCUGUGGAGGUCAUUUCCCUGAGCCGAGACUUCAUCCUGCACUCCAGCAGUGAAUAUGCCCAGAGGCAGAGCCUGGGCGAGGUGCGGCUGGACAAGCUGGGGAGAAGCACCUUUCGCCUCACCAUCUUCCACCUGCAGCCUUCCGACCAGGGCGAGUUCUACUGCGAGGCUGCGGAGUGGAUCCAGGAUCCAGAUGGCUCUUGGUACGCCAUGACCAGGAAGCGCUCUGAGGGUGCCGUGGUCAACGUCCAGCCCACUGACAAAGAGUUCACCGUACGUCUGGAAACAGAUAAGAGGCUGCACACGGUGGGUGAGCCGGUGGAGUUCAGAUGUAUCCUAGAGGCUCAGAACAUUCCUGACCGGUACUUUGCCGUCUCCUGGGCCUUCAACAGCUCACUCAUUGCCACCAUGGGGCCUAAUGCUGUGCCAGUCCUCAACAGUGAAUUUGCCCACCGUGAAGCCAAGGGACAGCUUAAGGUGGCCAAAGAGAGUGACGGUGUCUUUGUGCUGAAGAUAUACCACCUUCGCCAGGAAGAUAGUGGCAAAUACAACUGCCGGGUGACUGAGCGAGAGAAGACUGUCACUGGAGAGUUCAUCGACAAGGAAAGCAAGCGGCCCAAGAACAUCCCCAUCGUCGUGCUCCCUCUCACAGAUAACUGGGUAGUUAAAGUCCCCCAGCAGCACCAGAUCCUGCCCCAAGGCCACUUGGAAAGCAGCAUGUCCGUGGAGGUGGCCAGCAAUGCCAGCGUCAUCCUGGAGGGUGAGGACCUGCACUUCUCCUGUACUGUCCGCACAGUGGGCAGGUUGCAGGCCCGCUUCUCUGUCAUCUGGCAGCUUGUGGAUAGGCAGAAUCGCCGCAGCAAUGUCAUGUGGCUGGACCGGGAUGGCACCGUGCAGCCGGGCUCAUCAUACUGGGAGCGCAGCAGCUUCGGAGGCAUCCAGAUGGAGCAGGUGCAGCCCAACUCCUUCAGCCUGGGUAUCUUCAACAGCAGAAAGGAAGAUGAGGGCCAGUACGAGUGCCAUGUGACGGAGUGGGUACGGGCUGUGGACGGGGAGUGGCAGAUUGUGGGAGAGCGCCGUGCCAGUACCCUGGUCUCCAUCACAGCCCUUGAAACGGGCUUUGCGGUCACAGCUAUCUCCCGGACACCAGGGGUUACCUACAGUGACUCCUUUGACUUGCAGUGCAUCAUCAAACCCCACUACCCAGCCAGAGUCCCCGUGUCUGUAACAUGGAGGUUCCAGCCAGUGGGCACAGUGGAGUUCCAUGACCUGGUGACCUUCACACGGGACGGAGGGGUUCAGUGGGGGGACAGGUCAUCUACCUUCCGAACUCGGACAGCCAUUGAGAAGGCCGAGUCCAGCAACAAUGUCCGCCUGAGCAUCAGCCGGGCCAGUGACACGGAGGCAGGCAAGUACCAGUGUGUGGCGGAGCUGUGGCGGAGGAACUACAACAAUACCUGGACACGGCUGGCGGAGAGGACCUCCAACCUGCUGGAGAUCCGGGUGCUGCAGCCAGUGACAAAGCUUCAGGUGAGCAAAUCAAAGAGAACCCUCACACUGGUGGAGAACCGGCCAAUUCAGCUGAACUGCUCCGUCAAGUCCCAGACCAGCCCAAACUCGCACUUUGCCGUGCUGUGGUAUGUUCACAAACCCUCAGAUGCGGACGGCAAGCUCAUUCUCAAAACCACGCACAGUUCAGCCUUUGAGUAUGGAACCUACGCCGAGGAGGAGGGCCUGAGAGGCCGGCUGCAGUUCGAGAGGCAUGUGUCAGGGGGCCUGUUCAGCCUCACUGUGCAGAGAGCUGAGGUCAGCGACAGUGGUAGCUACUACUGCCAUGUGGAGGAGUGGCUGCUGAGUCCCAACUAUGCCUGGUACAAGCUGGCUGAGGAGGUUUCAGGGCGCACAGAGGUCACUGUGAAGCAGCCAGACAGCCGCCUGAAGCUCAGCCAAGCCCAGGGGAGCCUGUCUAUUCUGGAGACACGGCAGAUCCAGCUGGAGUGUGUGGUCCUGAACCGCACCAGCAUGGCCUCCCAGCUGCUGGUGGAGUGGUUCGUAUGGAAGCCCAACCACCCAGAGCGGGAAGUAGUGGCCCACCUCAGCCGAGAUGCUACCUUCCACUAUGGUGAGCAGGCUGCCAAAAACAACCUGAAGGGACGGCUGCACUUGGAGAGCCCAUCUUCUGGCGUGUACAGGCUCUUCAUCCAGAAUGUGGCAGUGCAGGACAGCGGGACCUACAGCUGCCGAGUGGAGGAGUGGCUGCCCAGCCCCAGUGGAGUGUGGUAUAAACGGGCUGAGGACACAGCUGGACAGACGGCCGUCACAGUCAUGCGACCUGACGCUGCCCUCCAGGUAGACACAGUGGUCCCCAAUGCCACCGUGACCGAGAAGGCAGCUUUCCAACUAGACUGCAGCAUCUUGUCUCGAUCAAGCCAGGACUCCCGCUUUGCUGUGGCCUGGUACUCUCUAAGGACUAAAGGUGGAGGGAAAAGAGGCAGCCUUGGCAUUGAUGAGCAAGAGGAGGAGGAGGUGGUAUUGGAAGAGGAGGACUCUGAAGAUCCAACAGAGAGGACAGUCCUGCUGAGCGUGGGACCUGAUGCUGUCUUUGGUCCCGAAGGCAGCCCUUGGGAGGGCAGGCUGCGCUUCCAGAGGCUCUCGCCCCUGCUGUACCGGCUCACAGUGCUUGAGGCAAGCCCCCAGGACACAGGCAACUAUUCCUGCCAUGUAGAGGAAUGGCUGCCCAGCCCUCAGAAGGAAUGGUACCGGCUGACGGAGGAGGAGUCUGCUCCCAUUGGCAUCCGGGUUCUGGACACAAGUUCCACCCUGCAGUCGCUCAUCUGCUCCAACGAUGCCCUCUUCUACUUUGUCUUCUUCUACCCUUUCCCCAUCUUUGGCAUCCUCAUCAUCACCAUUCUGCUGGUGCGCUUCAAAAGCCGGAACUCCAGCAAGAACUCAGAGGGGAAGAACGGGGUGCCCCUGUUGUGGAUCAAGGAGCCGCACCUCAACUACUCCCCGACUUGCCUGGAGCCUCCUGUGCUCAGCAUCCACCCAGGAGCCAUAGACUAAGGAGGCUGCCGGCACCC
Grammomys surdaster is the source of this 3635-nucleotide messenger RNA. It is a transcript of the gene Igsf3, whose product is annotated as immunoglobulin superfamily member 3. The record is from RefSeq and is a predicted model, not a curated record. The transcript is spliced from 11 exons. NCBI's taxonomy places the organism in Eukaryota, Metazoa, Chordata, Mammalia, Rodentia, Muridae. The coding region runs from base 1 to 3618 and encodes 1205 amino acids.